Hippoglossus stenolepis (Pacific halibut) is the source of this 1980-nucleotide messenger RNA. RefSeq names its product chloride intracellular channel 1 (gene clic1). NCBI's taxonomy places the organism in Eukaryota, Metazoa, Chordata, Actinopteri, Pleuronectiformes, Pleuronectidae. The coding region runs from base 247 to 975 and encodes 242 amino acids. The record is from RefSeq and is a predicted model, not a curated record. The transcript is spliced from 7 exons.
CCGCCUUCAUGUCUGCCUUCAGCGGGGUUUUCUGUUUUUUUUUCUUUUCUGGUUCAACGCGUCUUCCAUCAUGAGGUCGUGGCGUCGCCCGGGCACCAGGAAAUGGAGGCAGAGCCGCGGUGGAUGAGUUUGUAGCUGCGGCUCAGAACUGGGAGGAGAAACAACCGAGACGACAGGCGACGACUUCCAGCUCUUGAGAGUUGUUUUAAUCUAAACCUCACAGGCUUCGUGCAUCCGCAGGAGAAGAUGAGCGACGCGACUCAGCCCAAAGUGGAGCUGUUUGUGAAGGCGGGGAGCGACGGCCAGAGCAUCGGAAACUGUCCUUUCUCCCAGCGUCUCUUCAUGGUGCUGUGGCUGAAAGGAGUCACCUUUGACGUUACCACCGUGGACAUGAAGAGGAAGCCUGACAUCUUGAAGGACCUGGCUCCCGGCGCUCAGCCGCCCUUCCUGUUGUACGGUGGCGAGGUGAAAACUGACACCAACAAGAUUGAGGAGUUCCUGGAGGAAAGUCUCUGCCCUCCAAAAUAUCCACGUCUGGCCGGUCGUAACCCAGAGUCCAACACAGCCGGCAUGGACGUCUUCUCCAAAUUCUCGGCUUACGUCAAGAACUCAAACCCUCAGGCCAACGAAAAUCUAGAGAAAGGCCUGCUGAAGGCUCUGAAGAAGCUCGACGACUACCUCGGCUCCCCACUUCCUGAUGAAAUCGACGAGAAUAGCGCCGAUGAGGUCACUACCUCAUCCCGCCCCUUCCUCGACAGCCAAGAGCUUACUCUGUCUGACUGCAACUUGCUGCCUAAGCUCCACAUCGUGAAGGUGGUGUGUUUGAAAUACAGGAAAUUCAGCAUCCCUCAGUAUCUAACGAACCUGUGGAGGUACCUGAAUGCUGCGUACGCCCGGGAGGAGUUUGCCUCCACCUGUCCGGUCGACGACGAGAUCCACAUCGCCUACUCCUCUGUAGCCAAAGCUCUCAAGUAGGAGGACAGCAGGAUGCACAAGUCGCACAUACACCAGCAGAACAACACACAAAAAGCACAAAAACAACACACAUUCAAUCUGCAAGCAACGUGAUGGCUCUGAUUCUCUGUUCCUGCAGCUUUUAUGCCCGUUUCCUUGUUUCAUGCAGCUUUAAAAGUUCAUAUUGUACUCAUCACGGUUUCAUAACCAACCAAAAACAUUUAAAAGUAUUUGAAGGAUGCUCCCUUCCGCUAUCGAGCCACAAAGUUGUUACCGUCUACGCAGACAAUUCGACCUCAUAGUUUCAGCUGCAGUCGUGGAUGUAGUUCUCUCUCGUAUGUCUAAAGUUUUCUUUCACUCUCAAGUCUGUGUGCCUGACACAAAUGGGUUCUUUCCCGACUCAUACAACAUCCGUCGACCAAGUUUGGUGGUAAUCCGUCCAGUAGUUUUUGUGAAACCCUGCUAAUUUACAGAUAGAAGAACAAAGCGAAAACAUAACCUCCUUGGCCGAGGGAAAAAGUUCAAUCCAGAUUAAAGUUACUUGUUACUUGUUGACUGCCCUCAUAGCAUCUGAGUUUUCCUGCACAACCUCAUCACGUUGCUUGAAGACACACACACACACACACACACACUUAAAACUACAGCCUUGCUUGUGUACAUUUUCACCAUCAGUAGAUUUACACUGUAACGUUGGAAAUGUUUCUUCAUCCCUUCUCGACAAUGACAGUGGCUACAGUUUAUUCCUAAUAAUUGUUAUUUACGGAGAAUCAAACAGACACAAAGCUGCCUACGAGAUCAGACUUUCACUAGAACCUCGCAAGCCUCUUACAAGCUGAUUCAGCUCUUAUUUUCCGUCUUGGUAUUAAGGACAUUUGACGAUCCUAAAAAACUAAAAUUACCAGCUCACCUGCCAAAGUGUCUUUUGUGGUUUGUCUGUAAUCGCAGAUGCUUCACAUUUGAGUUUUUUAUUUCAUUACUGAGGGAACAAGGCCUUGAAUUUUGUAUUAAAGCCAAUUUUCAUUCAAA